Molecule: messenger RNA, 4292 nt
Organism: Sus scrofa (pig)
Lineage: Eukaryota; Metazoa; Chordata; Mammalia; Artiodactyla; Suidae
Gene: TLR2
Product: toll like receptor 2
Biological process (GO): toll-like receptor signaling pathway; immune response; inflammatory response
Cellular component (GO): signaling receptor complex; plasma membrane
Molecular function (GO): protein binding; transmembrane signaling receptor activity; triacyl lipopeptide binding
Source: RefSeq, a predicted model, not a curated record
GGGGCCCGGGUGGCCGAAGGACCGCCCGCCUCGUCCGCUGCUCUGUGCUCCCUGGCAGCCUCUGCCGAGUUCGCUCCGGGCGCGGGCAACCGGGACCUGGUUCAGGCUUUGCCGGGUGCGCAGGUCAACUCUCUGGACCAUGCCAUGUGCUUUGUGGACAGCAUGGGUCUUGGGGAUUGUAAUCAGCCUCUCCAAGGAAGGAGCCCCCCAUCAGGCUUCUUCUCUGUCUUGUGACCCUGCUGGUGUCUGCGACGGCCGCUCCAGAUCUUUGAGCUCCAUCCCCUCAGGGCUCACGGCAGCUGUGAAAAGCCUUGACCUGUCCAAUAACAGGAUCGCCUAUGUGGGCAGCAGUGACCUGCGGAAAUGCGUGAACCUCAGAGCUCUGAGGCUGGGGGCCAAUAGCAUUCAUACCGUGGAGGAAGAUUCUUUUUCUUCCCUGGGAAGUCUCGAACAUCUGGACUUAUCCUAUAAUCACUUGUCUAACUUAUCAUCCUCUUGGUUCAAGUCCCUUUCCACCUUGAAAUUCUUAAACUUACUGGGAAAUCCUUACAAAACACUCGGGGAAACACCGCUUUUUUCUCAUCUCCCAAAUCUGCGAAUCCUGAAAAUAGGCAAUAAUGACACCUUCGCUGAGAUUCAGGCCAAGGAUUUCCAGGGGCUCACUUUUCUCCAGGAACUUGAGAUUGGUGCCUCACAUCUGCAGAGGUACGCGCCAAAGAGUCUGAGGUCAAUUCAGAACAUCAGCCAUCUGAUUCUUCACAUGAGGCGGCCUGCUCUGCUGCCGAAGAUUUUCGUAGAUCUUUUAAGUUCCUUGGAAUAUUUAGAACUGAGAAACACUGAUUUUAGCACUUUCAAUUUUUCAGACGUAUCCAUCAAUGAACCCAGCACAGUGAUGAAAAAAUUUACGUUUCGAAAGGCAGAAAUCACUGACGCAAGUUUUACGGAAAUUGUGAAACUGUUAAAUUAUGUUUCUGGAGCCUUAGAAGUAGAGUUUGAUGACUGCACCCUUAACGGACGUGGUGAUUUUAGUACAUCUGCUUUGGACACAAUUAAAUCCCUCGGUAAUGUGGAGACAUUAACAGUCCGGAGGUUGCAUAUUCCACAGUUUUUCUUGUUUUAUGAUCUAAGAAGUAUAUAUUCACUCACAGGAGCAGUUAAAAGAAUCACAAUAGAAAACAGUAAGGUUUUUCUGGUUCCCUGUUCCCUUUCACAGCAUUUAAAAUCACUGGAAUAUUUAGAUCUCAGUGAAAAUUUAAUGUCUGAAGAAUACUUGAAAAACUCAGCCUGUGAGCAUGCCUGGCCCUUCCUACACACUUUAAUUUUAAGGCAAAAUCAUUUGAAAUCAUUAGAAAAAACUGGAGAAGUUUUGGUUACUCUGAAAAACCUGACUAACCUUGAUAUCAGUAAGAAUAAUUUUGAUUCCAUGCCGGAAACUUGCCAGUGGCCGGAAAAGAUGAAAUAUUUGAACUUAUCCAGCACGAGAAUACACAGUUUAACCCAUUGUCUUCCCCAGACCCUGGAAGUUUUAGAUAUUAGCAAUAACAAUCUCAACUCGUUUUCUUUGAGUCUGCCACAACUCAAAGAACUUUAUAUUUCCAGAAAUAAGUUGAAGACGCUCCCAGAUGCCUCCUUUCUACCCAUGUUGUCAGUUCUGAGAAUCAGCAGAAAUACGAUCAAUACUUUCUCUAAGGAGCAACUUGAUUCUUUUCAAAAGCUGAAGACUUUGGAAGCUGGAGGCAACAACUUCAUCUGCUCCUGUGACUUCCUGUCCUUCACUCAGGGGCAGCAGGCGCUGGCCCAGGUGCUGAGCGACUGGCCGGAGAACUACCUGUGUGACUCUCCAUCCCACGUGCGGGGCCAGCGGGUCCAGGACACCCGCCUCUCGCUCACUGAGUGCCACAGGGUGGCCGUGGUGUCCGUCGUGUGCUGUGCCCUCUUCCUGCUGCUCCUGCUCACGGGGGCUCUGUGCCACCACUUCCACGGACUGUGGUACAUGAAGAUGAUGUGGGCCUGGCUCCAGGCCAAGAGGAAGCCGCGGAAAGCUCCCCGCAGGGACGUGUGCUAUGACGCUUUCGUGUCCUACAGUGAGCAGGACUCCUACUGGGUGGAGAACCUCAUGGUCCAGGAGCUGGAGCACUUCCAGCCUCCCUUUAAGUUGUGUCUUCAUAAGCGCGACUUCAUUCCAGGCAAGUGGAUUAUUGACAACAUCAUCGACUCCAUCGAAAAGAGCCAGAAAACCAUCUUCGUGCUUUCCGAGAACUUUGUGAAGAGCGAGUGGUGCAAGUACGAGCUGGACUUCUCCCACUUCCGUCUCUUUGAUGAGAACGAUGACACCGCCAUCCUCAUUCUGCUGGAACCCAUCGAGAAGAAGGCCAUUCCCCAGCGUUUCUGUAAGCUGCGGAAGAUAAUGAACACCAGGACCUACCUGGAGUGGCCCGCGGAUGAGACGCAGCGGGAAGGGUUUUGGUUAAAUUUGAGAGCUGCGAUCAAGUCCUAGGUUCCUUCGUGAAAGGCCAGUCUUGGUCCGAUGCUGGUCUUUAUCGCUCUAGGUGGAACCAAGUCUCUUCUAACACAAGAACAUGAAUAACAUAAAGGGUGACUUGCUGACUCAAACUACUCCAACCCUUCCGGUUUGAUCUAGAGGGCUGUUUUAUAAAAACCCAUACCUGAGUGGAAAAAAAAAAAAAACCAUGCUUCUGGGCUUUUCUUUAUCCUAUGAGAGAAUCACAAUCUAAAUCGGUUUAUAAGAGCUGAAUUAUCUGUAGUCCUGGGCUGCGUUCAUUCAUCAGGAAAUAGCCCAGACCAAGAGGUGUCUCAAAUGACUGUGUCAGUCAGCUUUCUGCCAGGAGACCAUCCAUGCCGAGGGCUUUCUCUCUCCCACUUGCCAUCCAUCCUCUGCAGGUGUGCUCUCCAGCCACUCAGCCACACUUACUGCUCUUUUUAGAAAAUAGGGCUGUGUGUCCCCAGUGAGCCUUACAGAAAAUACUAAAGGGUGUAUUUUGAGGUGAACAGGGGCUGUCUUUCUGGGUACUUGGUAGGUUUUUCCAGCCACAGUUACUUGAGAGAGGAUCCAUGACGCAAGAUACAGUAAAUGAUAUAUUUCUAGGAAAAUGAAACUAGUAAAAUCAAUGAAAUACUCAGUUUAGAAGAAUUUGAAAGCCGCCUUCUAUGUCCUUGAUGCUGAUCUUCAGCCUUUCACUCUGUGGGAGGUUCUAGUUAGCGUCUGGUUACGCUGCUCUUGGCCUUCGUCUUCUAGUCCUGCAGCAUUGUUGCAUUUUUCUUUGAAAAGCCUUGUUUCUGAUUCUAAAAAGGCUUCUUCCCCCCCCCCUUCAGAAAUGUUAUAAAAGUAUCUGUGAGCUGAAUUGAUUUUUAUUUAUUUAUUUAUUUAUUUUUGGUCUAUUUGCCAUUUCUUGGGCCGUUCCCGCGGCAUAUGGAGGUUCCCAGGCUAGGGGUCCAAUCGGAGCUGUAGCCGCUGGCUUACACCACAGCCAUAGCAACGCUGGAUCCUUAACCCACUGAUCAAGGCCAGGGAUCGAGCCCUCAACCUCAUGGUUCCUAGUCGGAUUCGUUAACCACUGAGCCACGAUGGGAACUCCUGAAUUGAUUUUUAAACAAGUAUAGAUCUAGAGGUUCCUCAUCAUGGCUCCAGAAAUCUUUUUAUACACAGUCAUGUCAGAGGCAGAUACUACAUCCAGGUUUUAAUUAUUAGAAUAGAGAUAAUCCAUCAAAUGAACACAUUCGGUUUAAAAGAAGGAGAUAUUUAUGGCUUUCAUGUGUCUCUCUUUGUAAAGCCGGGAACCACAAGUGAAAGGAGGUGAUCUUUUCAGGACCUCGGGCAGGACUGGGUCUAUGUGGUUAAUUGGGCUCCGGAGUCAGAAGGACCUCAGUUAAGUGCUUGGGUAUCUUUGGCCACCUCACUCUGACUGCAAAUAUUUCCCUGUCCUCAAGCUGGGGAUCAUAGUGUCUACAUCGCAGCAUCUGAUGUGGAUGUCAGCGUGUAGUAAUGUCAGCAUGGCCCUGGGCACAGUCCCUUGGGUCAUGCAGGCUGGGGAGGCAAGAGAGCCGAGCCAGUGAGAAUGGGAGCCAUGGGGGCCCUCACAGGGUGACAGGUGCACGUGGUAGAUGUUAGCUGUUAUUUUUAUUUUCUAAGAAAUGACCUAUCUCCUUAGGUAUUGUUGCUUAUAAAUGAUUGUUUUGCCAUUAUGGGUACUGGCGGGGACCUCAGGGUAUACUUUUCUGUUGUUUGCAGAAUGUUAUUCCAAAGAAAUAAAUUCAUAACGUGCAUCACAGGA